CCAGUGUCGGUCCUUCUUUAACUAUCCUUCGUUUCGGUCAGCUGUCGAUCGGUAAUUAAUCUGCUCUUUCCUGCGCUCUGUCUACCGUCCGCAACCAAGCACUCGGAAUUUUGUCUAACCGUCCGGACGGCCCUAUUCUGUCCGUGCUACGUGCAACCGAGGCGCCUGUUCCACGUGCUAGCUGACGGGAGCUGAGUGUCGUCUCUUGCGCUCGGUGCUUCUUGCGUGUAAUCCUAACUCAGGUUCCGACUACCAUACAAGCGCGGAGGCAAGGCGAACCAAGUGCUCUGGUAUAUGAGCAAGUUCUUGACAUCUGUUUAUCGGAAUCCCGCAAAAUGUGGGCCGAAAUUAAUGGAGAGCGAAAGAAGGUUGCAUGCGGUCCCUGCAUCCGAGGUCACCGCUCGUCCAAGUGCGAUCACAGAGAUCGCGUUCUCAUCGAGGUCCGCAAGCCUGGUCGCCCUUUGAGCAGCUGUCCUCACCCAAGUGGUUCGUGUAGCUGCGAGAGAGUUGUCAUCAGUUACACCAUACCAAAGUCCUCUGAAUGCGCUUGUCCAUCCGCUUGUCCAUCCGCUCGAGCGCAACCAGCUGGGUCCGUCGCUGGCGCCAGCAGCCGCGUGCAGAAGAGCCGACAUCGCAAGUCCAUUGUUUCCAUCAAUCCCGCAACGUUGGAAAAGGCCGUCAAGGCGAGCGAGAGCAACGAUGCCGAUUCGCCCUCCUUGAUAUCGACAACCCCCACUAACCCUUCAUUCGCACCGUCCGAUGGCAGUAGAAGCAAUGGAGCAUCUCUUCCUUCCAGCGCUAGUUCGACCCCCUUCAUCCAGCCCUCUCCGAUACGAAAACAAAGCCAGCCCUCAAUAAUACCGCUUCCCGAAGCUCACGUUCCCCGACCAAGCACUUCCGAUUCUCAGCCAGUUUCCGAAUGCUGUAGACGGAAAGCGUCCCCCACAGACUCCCUUCGACAGAUCCAACGUGAGCCUGGGAGUUGCUGUAGCGUGAGUACGAGUGAGGCCGUGCAGCCGAUGGAAGUAAAGCAGUCCUGUUGUUCCGGAAAAAUACAAGGAGUGUCGGUUAAUAAUACACCUGCACUGGACACAUCCCAAGUCUUCAGUCAAGACUACGCACAGUUCUCGAGUUUCCAGCAGAACGGGCAGUUCCAUAAUCAGUCAUUUUCGAUAGAUCAGAACUUUGGGUACAACAGCUCCGGCCACAUGGAUAUGGCUGUACCGUUCGGCUUCACAACUCCAAUAUACAACCACAUGGCGCACACCUUCCCGCAGCCGCACCAGAUGGCUCCAGCACCAAUGCACCACAUUGGCCAAGUGGCUGGCAACCCUGGACCCGAGCAUAAUUGUCACUGUGGCGACUCCUGUACCUGCUUUGGGUGUGCAGCCCAUCCAAAGAACGCGACUAUGAUAGACUAUGUUCGCCGAAUGCAUGAGCUUAUGAGUGGAACUCUAGGGAGCUUUCCUCAACCAACGUACGACAUACCUUCAUACCCGCAUCAUCCGGGAUACGGGGCGGAAGCGAAUCAAGGCAUGGCUUUCAACCUGCCGGCCGCACACUUUGGACAUUUUGGCACUGCGCAGGCACCAUACCAAGUCAACAUGAACGGGGCUAUGAGCGGGCAUAGUAUGCAUUUGGAUACAACCACCUCAUAUCACGCAUCGAUUCCACAAACCCUCCAACACAGCCCAACCCGACCACUUCAGUACCGCUCCACAAUGGAUGCUCCACAGGCUCCACCACUGCCGGUGAAGACAGAGGAGCCUGCCUCUAGCCCUCGUAUUGAUGCCGACAGCCCGAAGGAGGACGACACUUCAACACUUUCACCGACAUCGUUCUUUUGGCAAGAAGUUACGCUGCCCGGUUGCAAUGAUGAAACUGGGACAUGCCAGUGCGGCGACGGCUGCGAGUGUGUGGGCUGCUUGACACACGGAGGACAUAACGGCGUGUCUCUGGACACCGCAGCGUCUGGCGAGCAGCACCUCUUUAACGACUUCAUGGCAGGCAGCGGAGAUGGUCACAUGACGCACAACUCAUGACCGGCGGAUUCUCGGAGACCUCGACUUGAUACUUGUUCUCUUUCUUCAGCCGGAUACUGCAUCCUCUGGAAUGCCUUCUCUUAUCCUGCGUGCGAGUGUUUAUAUAGGUUGGUGUUUAUGUGGGCUAUGCUCUGGCACAAGUACAACGACGAACAUAUCUUGGAAGGCAUGUUUAGAGGAGGCCAUUUGGCAUGGUCAGCAAGCAUACUUGGGAGAAGACAUACGACUCGACUGGCAUAUUUCGGGGGGUUCUCUUACCAGUACCUCACUUUGACUUGGGCACUGGUCCUGCUCCUUUCUUGCUCUUUUUGGAACAUAUUUUAAGACACUUGCAUUGAGAUACCCCAGUGCUGCAUUACGGCACAGAGUUAUCCAUCUAUUCUCUACUCUUCCCGUAUACCCUCUCCACUUUAAAG
Westerdykella ornata is the source of this 2458-nucleotide messenger RNA. RefSeq lists its product as uncharacterized. Gene Ontology annotation, molecular function: DNA-binding transcription factor activity, RNA polymerase II-specific; RNA polymerase II cis-regulatory region sequence-specific DNA binding; copper ion binding. Gene Ontology annotation, biological process: intracellular iron ion homeostasis; positive regulation of transcription by RNA polymerase II; intracellular copper ion homeostasis. Gene Ontology annotation, cellular component: nucleus. The record is from RefSeq and is a predicted model, not a curated record. Bases 336 to 2042 code for a protein of 568 amino acids. The transcript is spliced from 3 exons. Lineage: Eukaryota; Fungi; Ascomycota; Dothideomycetes; Pleosporales; Sporormiaceae.